Molecule: messenger RNA, 4051 nt
Organism: Micropterus dolomieu (smallmouth bass)
Lineage: Eukaryota; Metazoa; Chordata; Actinopteri; Centrarchiformes; Centrarchidae
Product: serine/arginine-rich splicing factor 11-like
Exons: 12
Coding region: 2338-3429 (363 amino acids)
Cellular component (GO): nucleoplasm
Molecular function (GO): RNA binding
Source: RefSeq, a predicted model, not a curated record
CAGUGACUCUCCCUUGCCUGUGACUUCACGUGUGUGUUUUGUAAAGUUCCUUGAGUCUGAGUCGGUGGGAGUUUCCCAACACCUGACGAACACCGUCUUCGUGGACAGAGCCUUGAUCGUGGUCCCCUUUGCUGAAGUGGACAAGUCAUUUGCAGAGAGCCCCUUCCUUGCUGGCUGAAAGUGGUCCUCUGCUGCCAUCAGGAGAUUAGAAAAAAUAAUGGCACCAGGCUCGCGAGCCCCCUUCUCUCUCUUGUUCUGCAGUAAAAUAUUAACUCUUUAUUUUUUUCUCUCUGUUCAAGGCAUCUUUUCUAAAAUUAGCCACACAACUCUUUAGCAAAAUGAGGGGGGUGGGGGGAAAGGGUGCAGGGCAAUCUCAAUUCCUCACAUGUUCAAAGGAUUUUAAUAUUUUUUUUUUUAAUAAAAUGUUGAUUUAUUAGGCAUGCACCAAACUAGGGAUGCCCCGAGCACAUCUGCUGGAUCGGUAUCGAGGCCGAUCAAAACAUUCUUUUAUUAAUUGGUGAUCAACUUCUGGUUUGAACCAGUUCUGAUCCUCUCUUUAUAUUUUAACCUUUUGCACUCUGUGUACGGCAGUUGCCAAAAUUUCGCAUUGCUUGAACCAGUAAACAUCAACAAUGAGGUCUGGUUCAUUUAGUUCACUCACUCUGCCUCUAUCUGCAACAUUUUGCAGGUGUUACACAUCUCUAAGAGAUCUACUGUUGAAAACAGCUUUUAAACUUUGGUUAACUGUAUAAUGUGUAAUACGUAGCAUAUUAUACAUAUUAUGUAGUUGAUUUGCUGCCACAACAGAUCCAUAUUGAGUCUACAUUGAUAUGCACAACACUGUAGGAAACCUUUAAUGACCCUGUACAUUACACACUAGUGUUUUCAGUUACUGACCGAUUACACCUAUUUUUAGGUUCAAGUUGGGUGGUGCUAUGGUGGGAGUUUGUUUAGGUCACCAAACACCAGGUGUAAGUUGCCCUGCCCUAACAGGUGCAACCAAACUUAGCAAUAGGGUGAGGGAGAUGUCAAUCAAGUCUUACAGGUCCACAGAGUCCUGAGGUCUAAUCAGCCAAAUAACUGCACUAAAAAGGAAAAUGUAAAUACUGGAUCGGGACUUGGUUUUGGCUAAAUCCUAAUAUUAAAUGCCUCAGGGAGGGGAGGGGGGGGUGUUCGGGACAUCCCUACACCAAGCACAAAGCAUGCAGGAUAGAUUAACCAAUCAGUUGUGCAUGCUAGAAUAGAUUUUAAAGGUGUGUGCCAUCAUCUAGACGGCUAUUUUCAGCAGAUGUGGUGGAAGUGAAUUAGCACAUAAUUUGGUUAUUAAUCAUGAUAAGCACACAGUGCUUUUGGCAUUUACUUGCUUCAUGUGCCAAAGCCUUGUAUUAUUUUACACUGUGCAUCUGUAUUCUUCUAAAUUUUCACUAACACACAAGAGAUAAAAGUAGAUAUAAGCCUCUGCUUGAUGUUGCAGUAAAAAUGCUUUUUUAUUGACCCUCUCCACACAUGACUCUGAAAGAGUUGAGUGACUCUCACGUUUAACAGUGGUGUUUCUUUUGUUGUUGUGUUUUACAGUUCUUUUUCCUGGUUCAGCCAGCCCUAUAUACCAGGCCCUGCUGAAAAUGCCACCAACAGUUUUGUCUUCUGCAGCCUUAUCCUGUUUCUCAAGUGUCCUUUCUGUUUGUGUGUGUGUGUGUGUGUGUGCGCGCGUGUGUGUGUAUGUCUCUCUCUCUCCCCUUUUUAAAAUGUCAUGUCAGAUUAAAAAAAAAAAGAAGCCUGUUUUCAGAUUGAACAACCAUGGAUGAUCAUCCCCAUAAGAUUUUCCCUUUUGAUUUUACUGUUUGGUUUUUCUUCAGCUUUGGGCACAUUUUCUCAUGAUUUUAUCACAGCUUUUGCUGGCAGUAGCCCUUAACUGUUUAGUGCAGUUUGUUUGACAUUGUUUAGUGUUUGUAGUGACAUACUGUCGGCUAAAUCCUAGCAGUACUGUAGCCUGUUAGCAGUACUUUAACUGGUUGCCAAGUUUUGUUGUGGUGGAAUUGUACAAAGUAACCACCAACAAAAGCCCAGAAAAGGUAAUAUGACUGAGCCUUUUCUGUUGUUGUAAUGGUAAGUGAUGUUGAAAUGUACCCUUGUCUACACCCAAAUCAUGAACUUUGUUUUCUGUAUCUCAAUGUUUUUGUGUGCUUUAUAGCGAAGCAGCCGGCGCGAGUCGCUUGUUCAUAAAACAUCUAAUGAAAGUUGAGAGCACAUCCCACGGGACAACUGGCUGUGCUUGCUUACGUUUGGUUCAUGACUUAAAAAACAAGUACAGGAGUCAUUCCUGAUGAAUCUAAAGCUAUGUCGCUGCUGGCUCCAGCCAAUGCCGUGGCAGGAAUGAUGCCUGGGGGAGGCCUUCUUCCAACACCCAAUCCUUUGGCAACAAUGGGAGGGACGCCAUUCGGAGGUCUUGGAGCUCCCAACAUGGAGCAAAUGGCUGCAAUGGGAAUACAGGGACCUAACAUGAACCCCCAGGCUCUUUCUGCAGACUUCCUGAAGCUCAUGCAAUCCAUGGACCCCAAAUUGAAUCCAUUAGCAGCCGGACUGAACUUGAAUCCAGGGCUGAAGUCUGAUGCGUCCAAUAAGGAGAUUGAAGAGGCUAUGAAGAGAGUCCGAGAGGCCCAGUCUCUCAUUUCUGCAGCCAUUGAACCAGGAAAUAAGAAAGAUGACAAGCGCAAACAUUCCCGCUCCCGUUCGCGGUCACGGCGCAGGCGGUCCAGAUCUCGUUCAAGACACAGACGUUCAAAGAGCAGGUCUCGACGGAGAUCCCAUUCCAGGAGUAGGAGGAGGUCCAAGAGCCCACGGAGGAGAAGGUCCCACUCCCGGGAUAGAAGCCGCCGCAGUAGAUCUAGGGACAGGAGAAAGGAGGAAAAGUCUAAGAAAAGAUCAAAGACGCCCCCCAAGAGCUACAGCAGCGCCAGGAGGUCACGAAGCAUUAGUCGAAGGCACAGGCGAAGCCGCAGUGCAUCUCGGUCCCCAAGGAGGAGGUUGUCCAGGUCACCCUCGCUCAGACGUCACAAGAAGGAGAAGAAGAAGGACAAGGAACGCGAGAAGGACCGGGAUCGAGAGAGGAGGGAGGACAGGAGCAGGGAUGAAAGAGAACGCUCCAGCAGCAAGAAGAAAAAGAGCAAAGACAAGGAACGGGAUCGGGACCGCAAGUCCGAUAGUGAGAAAGGAGACGUUAAGGUGACGCGGGAUUAUGAUGAAGAGGAACAAGGUUAUGACAGUGAAAAGGGGGAGGAGGAGGAUGACGACGAGAGGAAGAGUGACUCUGACUCUGCUUCAUCCCCCAAAGGCCAGGAGGAGAUGGAGAGAGCUGAGGGCCAAAUCCCCAAAAAGUCCAAACUGAAUGGAGACGAUCACCAUCAGGAAGACAUGGAGAUGAGCGACUAAGAAUAUCCUGAACAUGGCUGUUGUUUUUUUGUUUUUUUUUCACUGUCCUUUUAUAUUUUUAAUAUAGGCCACAACAUGUCUGUGCCUGAACACUCAAAGUUUAAAAAAAGAAAUGAGGAGAGGAAAAAAAAAAGAAAUUUUGUUGUCUUAACUGUAGAAUUAUUGGGGAGGUGGUGUAGAAGGAAAGCAGUAAAAAUAAUUUUUGUUGAGACAAGAAAACUAGACUAAAAUAUGAAUAACAUGAGACAUGGUUUUAAAUUGUCAUUGUUGUACUUUUUUAAGAUCCUGUUUUGAUUUUUCUUUUUGUUGCCUUUGUGUUCAAAGUUUUGUCUUCCUGACAGUAGAAUACACCCCAUUUUCUACUAAAAUAUGUUACUAGUCGGGAAUGAACUUUCCUAGUUCAGACUGUUAGUCACUCACCACCAGGCACCAACUUCAUGUCAAGUUUAUGGUCACUGAACCAUUUUGCUUUAACUGUAAUGCACCAGACGUGUUUCAGCUGACCUUCCUUAUUUACACCCCUUUGUAAGUGUACACUGUAGAUUGAAAUGUGUUGUUGCAAUGAAAUACUUUGUCUGCAAUAGGAUUUCCAGAGGAAACUAAUAAAAUUGGGUUAAACUGU